Messenger RNA from Penicillium maclennaniae, 1317 nucleotides. RefSeq names its product MCT family MFS transporter. Lineage: Eukaryota; Fungi; Ascomycota; Eurotiomycetes; Eurotiales; Aspergillaceae. The transcript has 2 exons. The record is from RefSeq and is a predicted model, not a curated record. Gene Ontology annotation, biological process: transmembrane transport. Bases 1 to 1317 code for a protein of 438 amino acids. Gene Ontology annotation, cellular component: fungal-type vacuole membrane. Gene Ontology annotation, molecular function: transmembrane transporter activity.
AUGGGUUCAACCAUUGUUGAAGUAGAGCAGAAGGUUCAUGCCGAGCCAAUCUCCCAUGCUUCAAUCGCCCAAGAUGAAGAAAAGGCAAACGACUCGCCGGUCGAGAAGGAGGAUGAGCCGACUUUUGAUACAGGCCUCUUUUCCUGGCUACAGGUCUUAGGGUCGUUCUUUCUCUUCUUCAAUUCAUGGGGUGUGAUCAAUACAUGGGGUGCAUAUCAAACCUACUAUGAACAAACCUUGCUAUCGGACAGUUCAUCUUCCUCAAUCGCCUGGAUCGGCUCUUUGCAGUCCUUCCUCUUGAUGCUCAUCGGGGUCAUCACAGGCCCACUCUUCGAUGCGGGAUAUUUCCGUGGCCUUAUUGCUUUUGCAGGCUGCAUGCUACCAUUUGGCCUGAUGAUGACCAGUCUUGCCACCAAGUAUUGGCAAUUGAUUCUAGCGCAGGGUAUCUGUGUUGGUUUGGCGGCCGGCUGUCUCUUCGUUCCUUCGGUCGCCAUCCUGCCGCAAUAUUUCCGUCGCAAGAGAGGCCUUGCCAAUGGUCUCGCCGCUAGUGGUAGCAGCAUCGGGGGAGUUGUUUACCCCAUCAUAUUCAACCAGCUGCAAAAGCAGAUUGGCUUCGCCUGGGCCACCCGCGUUAUUGGCUUCCUCUGCUUCGGUACCAUCUUCAUCUCAUUCAGUAUCAUGCGCAUUCGAUUCCCCCCGAAGGAGAAGCGAAAGCUCUAUCAGUUCUCUGCUUUCAAAGACCCGGGCUAUUGCAUCUUCUGUGCGGCCAUGUUCUUUGGUUUCUUGGGGUUCUACAACUUCCUCUUCUACGUGCAGUCCUAUGCAAUCGACACUGGGAUCGUCGACAACAACCUAGGAUUCUACCUAUUGUCUAUGCUCAAUGCCGCCUCAACCUUCGGCCGUAUCUUGCCCAAUUUCCUUGCUGAUCACCUCGGCCCACUCAAUAUGCUCACGCCCGCUGUGACCAUCACCUCCAUCCUUGCAUUCGUAUGGAUUGGUAUUCAUACCGUCCCCGGUAUAAUCAUUCUGGCCGUUUUCUAUGGCUUCUUCUCGGGUGGUUUCGUGUCUCUGCCCCCGGUGGUAAUGGCCAGCAUGACUCCAGACGUGCGCAAUCUGGGUACUCGUCUCGGCAUGGUCUUUGCCAUCACUUCGAUUGGCCUGCUGAUCGGCACACCCAUUGGUGGUGCCAUUUUGGCCGAUACCAACACGUAUCUAGGUGUCCAGCUGUUCACUGCGUCCUGCCUUGUCACAUCUGCGGUUCUAAUGGCCACUCUCCGCUUCGUUCGCUCCGGACCUGUCCUGAAAUCCAAGACUUGA